ACAGUAGUUAUCAGAAGCUAAGAUAAGUGAGAAUAAGAUGUGGGUCCACACACCACAUCCAUGGGGUAUUUAUUCAUUUUCUGGUAGAGAGACUCGUACCAAGUAACUACAUAUCUAUCUAGAAGCGACAUGGGAUUAUUCAGGAACCAUGUCGGUGUUUUGUCGCGUCUCUAGUGACGCGUUAUUAUUAUUAUACUUUUCUUAGCGUAUUAAUUUUAGGAAUUCCCCUAGUAUGUUCCUAGUGUGUUUUUAGUAUUUUUCUUAAUCUUAUAGCUGGGCCGUUAUUAUCUUGUAUAUUGAAAUAUACAACAUCUAGUAUACAAUGAGAAUCGCUUGCGCUAUUUUGGUUGCCUUAUUGGCUCUGAACUCCGUAUUCGCUAGCCAUUGGGCUUGCUACCGACGACGAGACACAAGCUUUGGUUGGAAUAUUGAUGCUGUCCUUGCAGAUCCAAAUGGCAUCAUCAUUGCCCAAACGGGUUUCCACAAUGAAGAUGCCGAUGUUUACACAAAGAAGAAUAGCAGAGGAAGGAUGGACAUCAAUAGGGAUUUCCAGCACUGGUCUUGUGCUACUGAUGGUGUUGAUCAUGGAGGCUUCGUUGCUAAUGAGGUGAAGACACUUGGCAACAGAAUCGACAAGAUUGCUUUUGGAUGCUAUGACUUGGGUGGAACAGAUUACUGCAAGCAAUAUGACUACAUCAAAAACAUGUGCUAUGGAUGGCUAAACCAGGUCAAAGAUGGGAAGUUGAAGGUCUAAAAGUGUUUUAGUAUCCCCGAU
This is a messenger RNA of Lobosporangium transversale, 775 nucleotides long. RefSeq lists its product as hypothetical. NCBI's taxonomy places the organism in Eukaryota, Fungi, Mortierellomycota, Mortierellomycetes, Mortierellales, Mortierellaceae. The transcript has a single exon. The record is from RefSeq and is a predicted model, not a curated record. The coding region runs from base 323 to 754 and encodes 143 amino acids.